AUGCCUGAAUCCAAUACCGAAACAACCGUCUACACCUCCCGCAACUUCUCAAUCAACUGCGGCGGCGUCAUCCACGACCCAGACAAAAACCUCUACCUCAUAGUCGCCAACCGCGUCGGCGCAUCCGGCGACAUCAGCUACUCCUACAAACUACCCAAAGGCCAAAAGACCGAGACCGAAGACCUCCUCACCACAGCAAUACGAGAAAGCAGGCGAGAAACAGGAGUCACAACAACCUCAAUGGCACUACCCCCAGAUCUAGCAGAGGAAGACAUGGACAUUGACGAUGAUGACGAGGAGAUCAUCCCUGGGGAAGAUAUGUACACUACCGAACCGAUCGCCAUAACGCAUUCACUCUGGGAUGAAGGGAGUUAUACGAUUAUGUGUUUGACCUUUUGGUUCGCCUUACAAGCAAACAGUGAGAGAUUUCCCUGUCAGACGUUGCAGGAGUUUGGGGCGAGUGAUAUACAAUUGACAACGACGAGACGAGAACGGCAACAACAACGUGGGAAACAACGUUCGCCCAUCUGGGUCACUGAAGAUGAGGCUUUGGAGUUGUUAAGUAAGGAAGACGACAAGGAAGUUAUCAAACAGAUGGCGGGAUUGCUGCGGGUGAAGAAGAAUUGGGAGCAGCUUCGAGAUGAACGAGACUAUUGA
Aureobasidium pullulans EXF-150 is the source of this 657-nucleotide messenger RNA. RefSeq lists its product as uncharacterized. The coding region runs from base 1 to 657 and encodes 218 amino acids. The transcript has a single exon. The record is from RefSeq and is a predicted model, not a curated record. Lineage: Eukaryota; Fungi; Ascomycota; Dothideomycetes; Dothideales; Saccotheciaceae.